AAACCUCUGUUUGUCGUUGGUACUCUGCUCUCAGCAGACGCCAGCUAAGCUUGGCCAUGAAGCUCCUCUAUCUUCUUGUGGGUGUUGCCUUCUUGGUCUUCCAGACCCAGGCUCAGGACGGGGCCGUGGCACAGGAUGAGUCUGAGGCCCAAGAUCUGGAUGAGAUGGAAGAGGAGGCUGAGGAUGAGUUUGUGGAAGCAGAAGAUGUCGCUGGUAUGGGAUCUCCAGAGCUUGCAAGGAAAGAUCGUCCCCGCUGCCGAAAAGGACUGUUUUGCAGACCCAAGUGUGGACGGAAAGAACAUGUAAUUGGGACCUGUCCCAAAGGGCUGAUUUGUUGUCGAAUCCUCUAAGCCAGCACCAUCCUGAGAGCAGAAGGAAACCACAAGUUAGUUCAACACGUCUGAGAAACUGUAAUUCCUUUCUUGAACAUAAAUCCAUAGCAUUGA
Messenger RNA from Alligator sinensis (Chinese alligator), 446 nucleotides. Its product is annotated as alpha-defensin 15-like. Gene Ontology annotation, cellular component: extracellular region. The coding region runs from base 57 to 350 and encodes 97 amino acids. The record is from RefSeq and is a predicted model, not a curated record. Gene Ontology annotation, biological process: innate immune response. Lineage: Eukaryota; Metazoa; Chordata; Crocodylia; Alligatoridae. The transcript has 2 exons.